CAAAGCCGAGAAAAUGACCGACAGGAAAAAAUCAAAAUUUAGCAAAUUUCUAGACAUUGAAGCACAGGAAGCUUCUUCAGACACCUCGCCAUUUACUCCAUCGCCGCAUUCAUCCCCACAGAUAACCGAUACAUGGCAGGAAUUUACGACCAAGCUGGAGCAGAAGUACAAGGACAUCAAAGAAUCAACCGAGAAGGAGGUGGAUCUGAACGUUGACCUGGUGAGUGCUAAGCAGCAGGUCAGUCUGCUGCCAAAUGUGAGCUGUCCAAAGCUGUGGCUGGUACGGGUAAAGCCCGGCAAGGAGAGACAGGUGCUGUUCAAGAUAAUUAGUGAGAGACACGAUAACAUUUUCAGCGUGGUGAUAAAGGAUGGGCUGCCCGGAUACGUGUACCUGGAGAGUUUCUACAAGCAGAGUGUGCUUAACGCGAUAGACACCUGCAAAUUUGUUUCUAAGCGAGUGAAUGUUGUGCCUUUGGAUGAGAUGGUGGAGGUGCUGACGUAUCGAAAGAAUGAGAUUGUGCUGUUCAGCUACGUACGUGUGAAGAAGGGCCGGUAUAAGGAUGAUAUAGGAAUGAUUGUAGGGAAGAUCAGCGAUGAGAUGGUGCGUGUCAAGCUUGUGCCGAGAAUUGAUGGAGUUAGAAAGCUGUUUGUACCGGAAGACUACGAAAACGUGAUUAAAAUUAACAACGGAUUCAUGUUCAGCAAAGAAUUUUACAACGAGAAAGGGUUUUUGGAGAGGAAUGUGAGGGUGUCUGAUCUAAGACUGGGCGAGAAUCCGAGCGUGAGCGAACUGAAAGACUUCAAGGAUAAGGAGUAUGAGAUAGGAGAAAGCGUGAUGGUGAAGAAGGGCGAGUUACGCACGCUGAAAGGUACAAUAAAGACAAAAAGAGAGAACGAGCUUGUGAUACAGACUGAUUCGCGCACAUACACGGUGAGUGAGAGAGAUGUGCAGAAGAACGUAGGUCUUGGCGACGAGGUUGGCGUGAAGAACGAGGGAACAGGUGUUGUGGUGCAUGUGCAGGGACAGAAUGCGAUUGUGGCGCUUGACAACUUUUCGAGGGAGGUGUCGGUGCCCAUAGAUGAACUCACGAGACCGCAGGAGACGUACAAAGUCAAGAAAAACACGGCCAUACGCAGGGCAAGACGGGACCCGUUGAUGAACAACAAAGUAACGGUGAUCAGGGGUUGCUAUAAGGGAUUUGAUGGUGUUGUCAAGGAUGUGCACAGAGACAAUGUGCUGGUACAACUUGUGAGCAAUCUGAAGAGGGUGGAGGUGAAAAAGAGCGAAAUUAUGCUCACCGAAGAUCGAUGGAGAGAAGGGCCCAGCGUUUCCGACAUGGGUGCCCGCACACCCGUUCCGAUUGCUUUUGGCGGUAAGACACCCGAUCUGAGUGGUGCUGGUGGCAAAACACCUGGUCUGGAGCUCUAUGCAUCGCAUGGAACGCCUAGGCCGGAUGGCAACAUGUCAUAUAGAACACCUCGCGGGGCACGCACCCCGUACCGCACACCAUCACGGGGCGGUCAUUCACCGCCUAGGACACCAGGUAUAGGCAGCCGCACUCCACAUAGAGAAAUGCACAAGUCACCGUACAAAACACCACGAGCACCAGAAACUGUGGAAGAAGAAGCUUCAGCACCGCAGUCGGUAAGCGCUUACAGGGGCACACAGCUCCAAUACCAGAACAAACUUGUAGAGGCACUCGAUAUAAUUGAUGAGACGGUCAUCACCAGCACAUCGAAAAUAAAAUUGGGACAGUGCGAAUUUGUGCGGCCCUCCAAAUACGAUCGAGUCAUAGUCCUGCGCGGUGGUCACAGGGGGAGCAGCGGCAUUCUUGUGCGAAUAAGCGACAACAAGGGGACCGUGAGAUGUGCGGAGAGCGGUGCCAUAAGCGUUAAUGUGGAGGAUAUCAGUAGAAUGAACUAGCUGAGCGGUGAGCAAGCGAUUUGGUGCCUGAAUGGUUUAUUGAGAUGAACCCACACCGUUUUAUCCUGUAGUUACAACAUAACAAUGACCGAUAGGCACCUUCUAUCCAUGAAGCGUUGAGCCUGCCAAAAAUGUUGAAUAAAUCAUUAAUCGAAUAAAUUUGGCAGUUGUUGUGAUUGACACCUUUGAAAUGGAGCAAAC
Messenger RNA from Vavraia culicis subsp. floridensis, 2125 nucleotides. RefSeq lists its product as uncharacterized. Gene Ontology annotation, biological process: regulation of transcription by RNA polymerase II; regulation of DNA-templated transcription elongation; transcription elongation by RNA polymerase II. Gene Ontology annotation, cellular component: DSIF complex. Gene Ontology annotation, molecular function: mRNA binding. NCBI's taxonomy places the organism in Eukaryota, Fungi, Microsporidia, Pleistophoridae. The record is from RefSeq and is a predicted model, not a curated record. The transcript has a single exon. Bases 14 to 1924 code for a protein of 636 amino acids.